UCGUCAUCUGUUUUCAUUCCUCUAUUCUAAACAAAAACAAUCGUGAAUCGAGGGUUUUCGGUAGUUUUGUUACUCCAAUUACGUAUCGUGUUCCAAUAUUUUAUUUUGUAUCGCGUAUCUCUUUGUUUUAAAAGUUUUCUAGUGUGGCAAAAUGUUGAACGAGGAAGUGGACGACACCGAGUUCUUCCAGCAGGAUUUCACCACCGCUUCGGAAUGGGAAAUUUUCAACGCACGGUUGGAGGAAAUUUUCCACGAGUGGAAACUGUCCUACGGGGCGACCGGAUACCGAGCCCCGCUGGAGCGCAACCAACUGUCGCUUUGCGAGUGGACCGUUUCGAAGGAGAAGAUAAAAUUUGCCGACGUUGAGUUGGACGUGGUUCGGUACAAGGCCAAUAUCCCCGAAGAGGAGAAUUCAACAGUGGUGAAGGACGAUGAGUCCGGCAACUGUCAAGCGUUUGUGGAUCUGAUGGCCAACGAGAACGAUUACUGCCUCGUCGAUACGAGGGUGGACGGAGAGUUGCACCCACUGGCCCAGUGGUACGGAUUGAGGGAAUUCGUCGUGGUGGUUCCGGUGAAGAACUCCAUCACCAACGAGAGCCAGAUUCGAAUUCUGAUGAGUUCGAUCCAUAUUGCGGUGUCGGAGAGUAGCUGCGAUGUUCCGGUGUUUGUGCAAGUGAUGGACAAAGUUCAGAAUGUGUUUCUGGGAGUUUGUGAGUCCGGAUCAACGCGGCUGUCGUUUGAUAUCGUGCAUUUGAAUGUUACGCCGCCCACAUGCAAGUAUCUUUCGGGAUUGUUGGAUGUUUUCAAGGGAAAGAUCGGAGUGUCGUACAUGGAUCCGGUUGCGGUAUCGGUUCGGUUCACUUAUUCGUUGUCGAAGUUUUUGAGCGCGUCGUAUGCUGUCGGUAAAAAAGUUCCAUUUAGCGAGGUUGGUAAUGACGAAAACGUUUGCGAUCCUAGAAUCAUGCUUCCGUUUGGAGUGGCUAUUGAUCCGGUAUCGGAGUUGAUUCUAUAUUGUACGUGGCCACAUGUUGCCGACAAUGUGGUCAUUGAUUCCCAGACGUAUUCCGAUUUCGAUCCGAUGACGGCUCCGGUUUGGAGCGUAAGGGUCCGCUUCGAAGAUACGCCGGUUUGCUACAUGUCCGAUUGUAUUCAGGAAUUCUUGCAAAUAUCCGAGUCGCGUCGUGCCAUCACUGAGUAUUUUCCGGAACUUGCCUUUGGGGUCACACAGAACCUGGACAACACGAAAGCAUUGGAACGCUUGACCGAGUCGAAAAUUCCAACGUUGGCUUCGGUUUUGCCGGGAAUGGUGUCGGGUGGAUCGAAAAAAGAGAACGUUAAAUUGGAAGGGCCCUUGAAUGAUGAACUGUUGAAAGACAUGUUGUACUACAUGUUCCCUGAUGCGCAGAAGGAUGCGUCCCAGGAGUACCAGACACCGCAGCCCGGACAAACGGAGUUUGAUCCUCUGAAGAUAAAAUCGGCCCAUCUGGAUUCAUUGGUUCAUCGCAUGGCGACGCUGUUGGCCGUUUGUAAUUCCUAUUACGGGGGAAAACGAGCGGUGGCCCAGUUGUGGGCCGAAUUUUCCCAGGAGAUGCGGUACCGAGUGGAAAGGUGCAUUCAGAUACCAGGGUGA
Messenger RNA from Armigeres subalbatus, 1630 nucleotides. RefSeq names its product rab3 GTPase-activating protein catalytic subunit-like. Lineage: Eukaryota; Metazoa; Arthropoda; Insecta; Diptera; Culicidae. Bases 152 to 1630 code for a protein of 492 amino acids. The transcript has a single exon. Gene Ontology annotation, molecular function: GTPase activator activity. Gene Ontology annotation, biological process: positive regulation of GTPase activity. The record is from RefSeq and is a predicted model, not a curated record.